CCUUGCUGAUUUACAAUGAGUAGUGGAGGUCUGCAGGUGUCUCCCUGAAAAUUCAGGGGAGUUUUGAGUACAUUGACAAUGGACCUGAUCUGGAAUUUUUCCACAGAAACCUGGGUUUUUCUGGCUCUCAGUCUCCUGCUUCUGUAUCUCUAUGGGACAUACACACACGGACAUUUUAAGAGGUUGGGUAUUCCUGGUCCCAAACCUCUGCCUUUUCUUGGGAAUCUUCUGUCCUAUCUUAAGGGCACAUGGAAGUUUGAUGCGGAGUGCUAUAAAAAGUAUGGGAAAAUUUGGGGAUUAUAUGAAGGUCGACAACCAGUCUUAUUUAUCACGGAUCCAGACAUGAUCAAAACAGUGCUUGUCAAAGAAUUUUACUCAGCUUUCACCAACCGCAAGUCAAUUCGUCCAGCGGUCUUGAUGAGAAAAUCACUGACUUCAUCUGAGGAUGAACAAUGGAAGAGAAUACGGACAUUGCUGUCUCCCACUUUCUCCAGUGGGAAACUGAAGGAAAUGUUCCCCAUUAUUGAACAGUAUGCAGAUGUGUUAUUGAAAAACCUGAAGCGAGAAGCAGAGAAAGGUGUGCCAGUACCCAUGAAAGACAUCUUUGGAGCCUACAGCAUGGAUGUGAUCACUGGCACGUCAUUUGGAGUAAAUGUUGAUUCCCUCAACAACCCACGAGAUCCCUUUGUGGAGAAAAUAAAGAAGCUCUUAAAUUUUGAUUUUUUCAAUCCAUUGAUUUUCAUAGGGCUUCUGUUUUCAUUCCUUAUCCCAGUAUUUGAGAAGCUCAAUAUAUCCGUGUUUGGAAAAGAGUCUGUACAAUUUUUCGUAAACUUUGUAAGAAGAGUAAGAGAAAAGCGUCAGGACAAUAACCAGAAGCACCGAGUGGAUUUGCUUCAAUUGAUGAUCAAUUCUCAGAAUUCCCAAGAAACGGAGUCCUAUAAAGCUCUUUCUGAUGGAGAGAUUGCAGCCCAAUCAAUUGUUUUCAUUUUUGCUGGUUAUGAGACCACUAGCAGUGCUCUUUCCUUCAUUAUGUAUGAAUUGGCCACUCACCCAGAUGUGCAGAAGAAACUGCAGCAGGAGAUUGAUGCAGCCUUGCCCAAUAAGGCACUUCCUACCUAUGAUGUUCUGGGAGAGAUGGAAUACCUGGACAUGGUGGUGAAUGAAACUCUCAGGUUAUACCCAAUUGCUACCAGAAGUCAGAGAAUCUGUAAAAAAGAUGUUGAAGUUAAUGGAGUGUUCAUUUCUAAAGGAACAGUAGUGACGGUACCAAUGUUUGUUCUUCACCAUGACCCCAAAUACUGGCAAAACAGUGAGGAUUUUCGCCCUGAAAGGUUCAGUAAGAAGAACAAGGAAAACAUUGAGCCUUAUGCAUACAUGCCCUUUGGGGCUGGACCCAGGAACUGCAUUGGCAUGAGGUUUGCACUUAUGAACAUAAAACUUGCGAUCACCAAAAUCCUGCAGAAUUUCUCCUUACAACCAUGUAAAGAAACAGAGGUCCCCUUAAAAUUGAGCAGAAAAAAUCUUCUGCAACCAGAAAAACCCAUUGUUCUGAAGGUUGUGUCAAGAAAUGGAAUCUGAAGUGGACCCUCACUUUCCAUCAGGACUUUUGCAAUGUUCCUGAAGGAUGCUAUGCUCCAAAACACCAAUUAAAUUUCUUUUGAGAAAAGAAAAAAUCAGCAAAUGCUCAACUUAAUCCACAUCCUGGGAAUGAUUACGAAUUUAGUACAUUCAUAGAGCUUGCAAGGUGUCACAUAUUAUCAGUUUUAUAAUGUAAAGAAAAUAUAUCAAUGUCACUUACUCAGAUUCAUUUUCUUUGAUACUCCUAGGAUUGUCUUCAUCCACCCGUUAGCUCAGUCCAUUUUCGAAAGUGUUGAAUAAAAUAAAUAUUUCUGAAUUUUAUCUAAAAAAUUUAAAGAUAAUGGAAUAAUGACUUGAUAGUCAAAUUUAUAUUAAAAAUUUUAUAAUACAAUCACUGAUUAUGUGCACCUGUUGUAGAUUCCAUUUGGAUUACUAGGAAAUAUGGAAUUUAAUUAUAUUUGUAAUCAUUGCUUGCAAAGUAUAUUCACAGUUUAAUUACUUUGUUUAAAAAUACAUUUUUGUGAAACUCAGACACUUACGAUAUUGUUAUUAGUUUAGAUCAAUUAGCAUUUUUCCUGAUGCUCCUGGAUGUCCAGAAAAAUAUUUUCAUUAUCUUUCUGUAUUCUUUCAGAUCCCAAUGCCUCAAUGUAAUGAACAUUGAAUUAAAAAUGAGUUGCUGGUUAAUUCAUUUGGA
Messenger RNA from Chinchilla lanigera (long-tailed chinchilla), 2272 nucleotides. Its product is annotated as cytochrome P450 3A9-like. The record is from RefSeq and is a predicted model, not a curated record. Gene Ontology annotation, molecular function: testosterone 6-beta-hydroxylase activity; oxidoreductase activity, acting on paired donors, with incorporation or reduction of molecular oxygen, reduced flavin or flavoprotein as one donor, and incorporation of one atom of oxygen; iron ion binding. Lineage: Eukaryota; Metazoa; Chordata; Mammalia; Rodentia; Chinchillidae. Gene Ontology annotation, biological process: oxidative demethylation; steroid metabolic process. The transcript is spliced from 13 exons. Bases 79 to 1578 code for a protein of 499 amino acids.